Trematosphaeria pertusa is the source of this 2108-nucleotide messenger RNA. RefSeq lists its product as uncharacterized. Bases 90 to 1964 code for a protein of 624 amino acids. The record is from RefSeq and is a predicted model, not a curated record. The transcript is spliced from 5 exons. NCBI's taxonomy places the organism in Eukaryota, Fungi, Ascomycota, Dothideomycetes, Pleosporales, Trematosphaeriaceae. Gene Ontology annotation, biological process: regulation of DNA-templated transcription. Gene Ontology annotation, molecular function: zinc ion binding; DNA-binding transcription factor activity, RNA polymerase II-specific.
CAGGCUGCGAGGUCCGGUUUCAGAAUGCGCUGCGGUGAUGGACGUCGGUCGAGCCUUCCAAUCAGCGCGCUUUCGUUCAGCCUUCCGACAUGAUCUCGCCUCAUCAUCUUGGCCCAGCUUGCAAGUAUAUAAACACGAGUCUUCUCAAUCCACACCUGCGUGCGGUUUCACCUUCCUCUCACAUUCUCGGAGUGAUGGACCCAGAGCGGACGCCACCUCCAUUGAGCCCGGGCUCACAGCUUCUAUUCUCUCUUUUCACGACCCUGAAUGAGGAUGAGUGUGUACGCGUUUUUGCCGAAGCAGAACCCAGCGCCUUUGCUCUCCAAUCUGGCAAUGGUCAUGACGCCCUCGAUUCUCGCUUUUAUGAUGCUAUUUCGGAACAUUCACUCCCAGGAAACGCCGCUCGUUCGCCUGUCCCGCCGUCCCAGCCGGAGUCGCAUGAAUUGUUCGGGGAGCAACCGGCCCUUCGUGCCGCCCCAUCGCCGACCACUGCCCAGGGACCGCUGGCUCGCAGACGGCAGAAGUCCAAGCAGCAAAGGGCUAUUCCAUAUGGAGAGAUAUGCUUUAGUCUCUCCGGAGAGCCAAUCAAACCACCGCGGCGAUCUGCGUUUACAGCAGAGAGGCGCAAGGAGGUGAACGAUGUCCGGAAGCGAAAGGCUUGCCUGAGAUGUCGUCUGCUUCGGCGAUCUUGCUCCGGAGACGACCCUUGCCGACGCUGCCUAGAGGAUGCACAGGGCGCGGCAGGUUCGCGAGUGUUGAUGUGGAUGGAGUGUGUCCGCCCAUCCUUGAGAGACAUGAGUACCUUUGAUACAGUGACCUGCAAGCGAAGUCACGCAGACCUUUUAGUGAUCUCCGAUGCCCUCUUAUCCUUGGAGACUUGGAACACCACGCUCCCGUUUCACCCGGACCCCGGAUCUGCCUCCCGGUAUUUUGCCACUUGGUUGGCCGAGGGAACAAAUCAUUCGAGCUUCUACAUUCCGCGCUUCUUACGCUCCGAGCAAUUGUUUCGACUCGUCGAGCAAACUCUUGCACCCGGCUUGACCCGUAGACUUCAACUCCUCUUGUACCUCACCAAGAAGAUCCAUUACUGGGGUCCGGGAGCUAAGCAUAAAGGCUUUGAUGCCGAUGAGCUGCUCUUCAUCCGGCAUGAACUGGGCAACGUCAUGCUCAAAGAGGUCGAGGCCAUACUCAGACCAGCUCAGCUCCAGGAAUCGGGACUUGACAAAUUACACGCGCUGUUUCUGGUUCUCUUUGGGCUCUCAUGGGCGGUCAGAUACAUCUUCAUUGACAAGAUUCUGAAUGGGGAAGUCGUCCAGGAAGGAUUAACGAGAAAUGCGGAAGCUUUAAUCCGCUUACUCACGCAUUAUCUCGCGUAUAUUGGUUCGGUGACUGGCCUCAUCAACUCUGCUUCUGUCGACUCCAUACUAAAGCACUGCGAUUUCUCCUCAGUUCGGCGAAGUACCAAAGUCCGCGAGGUAACCCCCGAUAAAAAGAUCAAUGGCGAUGAGCCAGAGAUACAUUUCCAAGGCAUACAGGAGACCCCAGUGCCUCCCCAUGUUUGGUGUGUCCUCUGUGGUGCAUCUUCCGACUCGCUCAACGCCGAUGGAUACUGCAAGAGCUGCCCCCGACCGUGGCACAAACGCGAGCUCACAUCCAACGAGAUGGGACGAUCGGGGUUCAACGAGCCCACAUGCGAACCUAAGGUUGAUGGCGAUUCGAGGCAGCUAUCGCACUGGACAUUGUACUUUCUUCAGGAGGAGAGUUUUGAGAUUUACAACCCACAAACAUGCCGGUCUUUCGCUUACAAGUACAAGCCGGCCACUCAACUCGCGCGAUCCCCCAAUCCAGCUCUAUGCUCACCCCCGACCACCUCUCGUCGACGUCAUCGGCGCUCCAACCGUUCGAGAUCAGACGAAUCGCCGUGCAGAGCAUGUCAAGGUCCAAUGCCAAGAGACGGCCAGUAGUACGCUCAGAUGUCUGUCUAGCAUAGGAAGUGUGCGUGUACUCCGCGUUUCGCCGGCAGAUUUUGGGUUUAUUUCGGAGGGGCAAGCAGGGUUUCUGUCUCUCUAAUGAUACCACCUUCAACACUUGUUUCAGGGUUAGACAAU